Messenger RNA from Wyeomyia smithii (pitcher-plant mosquito), 2494 nucleotides. RefSeq names its product serine/threonine-protein kinase Nek8. The transcript has 8 exons. NCBI's taxonomy places the organism in Eukaryota, Metazoa, Arthropoda, Insecta, Diptera, Culicidae. Gene Ontology annotation, molecular function: protein kinase activity; ATP binding. The record is from RefSeq and is a predicted model, not a curated record. The coding region runs from base 45 to 2399 and encodes 784 amino acids. Gene Ontology annotation, biological process: protein phosphorylation.
CAUUAUACAAGAAAAGUCAUAUACUGUAUCGUUAUCGCACUAAAAUGGAAUCAUCCGAAACAGCAACUAGUGAUUCCAGCCGGAACCGUUCGCUGUUCAUCGACCUGUCUUCGCUGUCCCGUUCAAAGGGUUUUCCAUUAUCGGAAAUGAAUUUCCCAAAAGAAAGCUCACUACAGCAAGCAUCCGACAAUCCGAAAGAUAGUGGCAAUGUAAGUGAGAACGAAAUCGAACUCACCGGUUACCGUCGGAUCCGUACUGUUGGGCAAGGUUCCUUCGGAAUUGCUGUCCUUUACGAGCGGUUACUGGACGGCCUGCCGGUCGUGAUGAAACAAAUAAAUCUCUUGGAUUUGACGAAACCAGAGCGCGAUCUUGCAAUGAACGAAGUGGAUGUGUUCUCAAAGCUGCACCACCCGAACAUUAUUGCCUACUUGGGAAGCUUUGUACGGGGUGAUUAUUUGUUCAUCGAGAUGGAGUUUGCCGAUGGAGGAACUCUUUCGCAAGUGCUGAUCGAAAAGAGCCACGGAGAACGCCUGCCGGAGCGAUUUAUCCUGAACAUUCUCGAUCAAAUUACCAGUGCGAUCAAUUACAUGCACUCGCAAAACAUUUUGCAUCGCGAUCUGAAGACAGCUAAUGUUUUUCUAAAUAAGAGGGGAAUCGUCAAGGUGGGAGACUUCGGAAUAUCCAAAAUCAUGAACACUAGGCUGCACGCACAGACUGUGCUGGGGACGCCGUAUUAUUUCAGUCCGGAAAUGUGUGAAGGUAAGCAAUAUGACGAAAAAAGCGAUAUCUGGGCCUUGGGAUGUGUUCUCGGAGAAAUGUGCUGCUUCAAAAAGACUUUCUCGGCCUCUAAUCUAUCGGAGCUUGUGUCGAAGAUAAUGACUGCCAAGUAUGCACCGCUGCCGGUGGGCUACUCGGACGCCUUGAAGCAUGUUUUGAAUCUGAUGCUGCAGAUCGACCCCCACGAUAGGCCAUCGGCUUCUGAGAUCCUUCAGUACUGGAUUCCGCUGGUUUAUAGAAGCUUGGGUAAAAAUAAUGGGUUUAAAUAUGUUUCAAAUGAUCAGUAUGACGAGAUCAUGGGUAGUGAUCAAUCAACAUCCGCUACCCUGGUGAUGGGAACGGAAACCCGCAAUUACAUGGAAGCAUCGACGGCUACGACAAAUAGUUUGCCUCUCGUGGAGCGAUCCGUUCUAUAUCAACUCAAGUCGUUUGGUUCUGCGGUCAGUUUGAAUCCAUUGCAGUUACCUCCGUCGGUCAGGAUUAGACAACUCGCUACGAGCGGAACUCACUUUGUUGCUGUAAUGUACGAUGGAUCGGUGUACUCAUGGGGUGAAGGAAACAAAGGUCAACUGGGGCACAACUCACUCGAAACAUGGCGCCAUUAUCCGUCUCGAGUCGAAGCUGUCAGAAAAUAUAAUGUGAUAGGAGCAUCUACCGGCCUUGGAUUCACCCUGUUGUGGACAGACUUGGGAGUCGUUUUAAGCUGCGGCGAUAACAGCGACGGAUGUCUAGGACAUGGUAAUCGAUCCUCAUUACUGAUUCCAAAAAUAAUCCAAAAGCUGAAUAACAUAAAGAUCGUUCAAAUUGCAUGCGGAACAAGUCACGUAGUGGCGCGUUCUACGGAAGGAAACCUUUUUACAUGGGGUACCAGUGCCGCUGGGGCUUUGGGUCUAGGAAAGCAACUGACAAGCAGCACCGAACCGCGAAGGUUAAUCAUUUCGCAAUUGAUACAAGAUAUCACAGACAUUAGCUGCGGCCCAGAUUGCACGUUAGUGUUGACGGAGGAGGGUUCAUGUUAUUGUUGUGGCAGUAACAGUCCAAACAAACUAGGUUUUGGGCAUAAAGUUACUCAGUUAGUUGGGUUACAGAAGGUUACUUUUACUACCCAGAGGAUAGUUGGAAUGAGUAGUGCACAAAACUGGGGGGCUUUCAUACUUGAGGGUGGGUACGUUGUGACCUGUGGUGACAACUACAGUGGACAGCGUGGACUGGGUCAUAAUAGACAACAUUUGCAACCUUCGCUGAUGCAAAGUUUGACUAAUAGGUUUAUUAUUACAGUAAAAUGUUAUUCAUCUUAUGGUAUAGCAACAACCGACGACAACUGCGUGGUAUUUUGGGGAACUAGGUUAGGAAUUCCAGAAACUGAUAUGACAAGCUCAGCAACAGAAUCUACCAGUAACAGGAUUUGCGACAAUAUUUCAAUUGGAAACAAUACGACUGCUUUCACCAAUUUCCUGAGUUCGGUUUAUAAAUACGAAACUGUGCUGGAUCCGAUUGAUAUCUUAGCGUUGUACUCUUCAAAGGAACAACAAGCGAAAGGAAGCUUCGUCAAACUGGUUGACAUUCAACCACUUCUUCAUAGUGUGUUGGUGGUUGUUGAUACUACGUGCCCUUUGAUUUGAAUCCACUAAACUCACUAUGUAUCUAAAGCGAUGAUGAAACUGUUUUUCACAGAAAAUAAAAGCAUUUAGUUUAUUAAUCAUGUAUGACAUAUGAA